Molecule: messenger RNA, 1680 nt
Organism: Chionomys nivalis (European snow vole)
Lineage: Eukaryota; Metazoa; Chordata; Mammalia; Rodentia; Cricetidae
Gene: Mmp10
Product: matrix metallopeptidase 10
Exons: 10
Coding region: 34-1467 (477 amino acids)
Biological process (GO): collagen catabolic process; proteolysis; extracellular matrix organization
Cellular component (GO): extracellular matrix
Molecular function (GO): zinc ion binding; metalloendopeptidase activity
Source: RefSeq, a predicted model, not a curated record
GGAUUGUUGUUAAAGCAAAGGCUGUCUGUCCGGAUGGCGUGGCUGGCUAUCCAGGUGCUGUUGUUGUGCCUGCCAAUCUGUUCGGCAUAUCCUCUGCAGGGCGCAGUGAGGCAAGAGCCCUCAAGCAUGGAUUUUGCUCAGCAAUAUCUAGAAAAGUACUACAACUUAGGAAAAAAUGAGGAACAAGUGUUUAAAAGAAAGGACAGUAGUCCUGUUGUCAAAAAAAUCCAAGAAAUGCAGAAGUUCCUCGGGCUGGAGAUGACAGGGAAGCUGGACUCCAACACGAUGGAUGUGAUGCUCAAGCCCAGAUGUGGCGUCCCUGACGUUGGUGGCUUCACUACCUUUCCAGGUUCGCCAAAGUGGAGGAAAAACCACCUCACCUACAGGGUUGAAAAUUAUACACCAGAUUUACCGAGAGAGCGUGUGGAUUCUGCCAUUGAGAAAGCGUUGAAAGUCUGGGAGGCGGUGACCCCGCUCAAGUUCUCCAGGCUCUCUGAAGGAGAGGCGGACAUCAUGAUCUCCUUCGCAGCUGGGGAUCAUGGAGACUAUUACCCUUUUGAUGGACCGGGACAGAGUCUGGCUCAUGCCUACCCGCCUGGGCUUGGAUUUUAUGGAGAUGUUCACUUCGAUGAGGAUGAGAAAUGGACACUGGGAUCCUCAGGCACCAACUUUUUCCUGGUUGCUGCUCAUGAGCUUGGCCAUGCCCUGGGUCUCUUUCACUCAGACAAAAAAGAAUCUCUGAUGUACCCAGUUUACAACUUCUCCAGAAGCCCAGCCCAGUUCCGGCUUUCUCAGGAUGAUAUAGACGGCAUUCAGUCCCUCUACGGACCGCAUCCCUACUCUGGUGUCACAGUGGUGCCCACAUCCUCUGUCUCUCCAAGAACUGAGAUCCCAACCAAGUGUGAUCCUUCUCUGUCCUUUGAUGCAGUCAGCACCCUGAGAGGGGAGCUCCUAUUCUUUAAAGACAGGUACCUUUGGCGCCUCUCCCACUGGAACCCCGAGCCUGAAGUUCACUUGAUUUCAGCAUUUUGGCCCUCUCUUCCUUCACACUUAGAUGCUGCCUAUGAAGCGAAUAGCAAGGAUAGUGUUUUCAUUUUUAAAGGAACUCAGUUCUGGGCAGUCCGAGGAAGUGAGGUCCAAGCAGGUUACCCUAAAAGCAUCUACACUCUCGGCUUCCCUCCCACUGUCAGGAAGAUUGAUGCUGCUGUGAGUGACAAGGAGACGAAGAAGACCUACUUCUUUGUGGGUGACCAGUACUGGAGAUUUGAUGAGAAGAGAUGGCUUAUGGAUAAAGGCUUCCCCAGGCUGAUAAAAGAUGACUUUCCAGGAAUCGAGCCACAGGUUGAUGCCGUGUUGCAGGCAUUUGGGUUUUUUUAUUUCUUCCACGGAUCAUCACAGUUUGAGUUUGACCCCAAUGCCAAGAUGGUGACACACACUCUGAAGAGUAACAGCUGGCUCCUGUGCUGACUGCCACGAGAAGACAUACAAACACUGUAAAAGGAAUCCUGUCAUCGCUCACCUAAUUUAUUAUAUAUCAGAAUGAUUAUUUAUUCCUGUAUGUCUGUGGCUCAAGAAGAUGAGCCCAGCAGAUGUCCUCCUUAACUAGCAUCCCUGGAACCACUGUACUUGCUCUUGAGUUACACUGCACAUCUCAUUGCAGUUGGUGAGAUGAUGCAUCUU